ACGGCGGAGGCUCGCACAGCCCUUAACAGCCAGAGUCGGGCAGGGGACUCCUUCGCGGGGCCGCGGUCGCUAGGGAUUCCCGGAAACGUGGCACGCGGGUGGCACGACUGUGCCUGGAGCCGCCGCCGUGCCAGGGGCAUCCCCACCCCGCGGGACACCUACGGAGGCGACGCGGGGGCCUAGGCCCCUGAGUGCCAGUGGUGGUGCUGACCCUUGUCAUCUGGAACCCUAUGCAGCCGGAUCCCAGGCCUAGCGGGGCUGGGGCCCGCAGCCGAUUCCUACCCCUGCGGUCACAGUGCCCCAAAGGGGCAGGGGACGCGGUGAUGUACGCCUCUACCGAGUGCAAAGCCGAGGUGACGCCCUCCCAGCACGGCAACCGGACCUUCAGCUACACGCUGGAGGACCACACCAAACAGGCCUUUGGCAUCAUGAAUGAGCUGCGGCUCAGCCAGCAGCUCUGCGACGUCACGCUGCAGGUGAAGUACGAGGACGCGCCGGCCGCCCAGUUCAUGGCCCAUAAGGUGGUGCUGGCCUCGUCCAGCCCUGUCUUCAAGGCCAUGUUCACCAACGGGCUGCGAGAGCAGGGCAUGGAGGUGGUGUCCAUCGAGGGCAUCCACCCCAAGGUCAUGGAGCGUCUCAUCGAGUUUGCCUACACGGCCUCCAUCUCCAUGGGCGAGAAGUGCGUGCUCCACGUCAUGAACGGCGCCGUCAUGUACCAGAUUGACAGCGUGGUCCGCGCCUGCAGCGACUUCCUGGUGCAGCAGCUGGACCCGAGCAACGCCAUCGGCAUCGCCAACUUCGCCGAGCAGAUCGGCUGUGCCGAGCUGCACCAGCGUGCCCGCGAGUACAUCUACAUGCACUUCGGAGAAGUGGCCAAGCAAGAGGAGUUCUUCAACCUGUCCCACUGCCAGCUGGUGACCCUCAUCAGCCGGGAUGACCUGAACGUGCGCUGCGAGUCCGAGGUCUUCCACGCCUGCAUCAACUGGGUCAAGUACGACUGCGAGCAGCGGCGCUUCUACGUGCAGGCGCUGCUGCGGGCCGUGCGCUGCCACUCGCUCACGCCCCAUUUCCUGCAGAUGCAGCUGCAGAAGUGCGAGAUCCUGCAGUCUGACUCGCGCUGCAAGGACUACCUGGUCAAGAUCUUCCAGGACCUCACCCUGCACAAGCCCACGCAGGUGAUGCCCUGCCGGGCGCCCAAGGUGGGCCGGCUCAUCUACACCGCCGGGGGCUACUUCCGGCAGUCCCUCAGUUACCUGGAGGCCUACAACCCCAGUGACGGCACGUGGCUCCGGCUGGCUGACCUGCAGGUGCCUCGCAGCGGCCUGGCGGGCUGUGUGGUGGGCGGGCUGCUGUACGCCGUCGGCGGCCGCAACAACUCGCCCGAUGGCAACACUGACUCCAACGCCCUGGACUGCUACAAUCCCAUGACCAACCAGUGGUCGCCCUGUGCCCCGAUGAGCGUGCCGCGCAACCGCAUCGGGGUCGGGGUCAUCGACGGGCACAUAUACGCGGUGGGCGGCUCCCACGGCUGCAUCCACCACAACAGCGUGGAGAGGUAUGAGCCAGAGCGGGACGAGUGGCACUUGGUGGCCCCGAUGCUGACGCGGAGGAUCGGGGUGGGAGUUGCUGUCCUCAAUCGCCUGCUCUAUGCGGUUGGGGGCUUCGAUGGGACGAACCGCCUGAAUUCAGCCGAGUGUUACUACCCAGAGAGGAAUGAGUGGCGAAUGAUCACACCCAUGAACACCAUUCGGAGUGGGGCAGGAGUCUGCGUCCUGCACAACUGCAUCUAUGCUGCGGGGGGCUACGACGGUCAGGACCAGCUGAACAGUGUGGAGCGCUACGAUGUAGAGACAGAGACAUGGAAUUUUGUAGCCCCCAUGAAACAUCGCCGAAGUGCUCUCGGGAUUACCGUGCACCAGGGAAGAAUCUACGUCCUCGGAGGCUAUGACGGCCACACGUUCUUGGACAGUGUGGAGUGUUACGACCCUGACACAGACACAUGGAGUGAGGUGACCCGCAUGACGUCCGGCCGCAGUGGGGUGGGUGUGGCCGUCACCAUGGAACCCUGCCGGAAGCAGAUCGACCAACAGAACUGCACCUGUUGAGCCACUUUUGUUUCUUUGGCAAAAAAAAAAAAAAAAAAAAAAGAAAGAAACAGUCCCAUUGAAAGUAUUGUUUUUUUGUACAAAAAUAGGGACAGAAGAAAAGGCAACAGAGCAAAUACUCAUCCUCCAGGAAGGGAGGCCAGGAUGCCUCAGUGUUAAUCUGAUGACUCAAAAGAAGGCCAAAGGGAACCUAUGAACACCUCCCAGACAUCCCAGGAAUAUCUGAGACAGCCUGCCUGGGAGGGACACGUGCAAAGAGUGGGCUCCCAGGAGAGAGGCCACCACAUCUACUGGCUAGAGACUAGCCUGGGGCCCACAUCAGCAGCUGCCAUCUCCCUCGGAGGCAAAGCAGGUGCCCAGCUCAGCCUGGUUUCUGGAGACUUGGGAUGGAGCUGAACGAGGCCCCAGAGGUUCAGGCCCCUCUGGAAGUGUGGUCCCCUGGAUUGAGCCUGUACAUAGAAGCCACUGGAUAUUUCUGCCCUGGACUUCAUUUUGUUGAGAAGUAACCCUGUAACUUUCCAAUGAAAAUAAAGAACAAACUAACGAGUGUCUUCCA
Messenger RNA from Tupaia belangeri chinensis (Chinese tree shrew), 2661 nucleotides. It is a transcript of the gene KEAP1, whose product is annotated as kelch like ECH associated protein 1. The transcript is spliced from 6 exons. Gene Ontology annotation, molecular function: transcription factor binding. Lineage: Eukaryota; Metazoa; Chordata; Mammalia; Scandentia; Tupaiidae. Bases 231 to 2105 code for a protein of 624 amino acids. The record is from RefSeq and is a predicted model, not a curated record.